Punica granatum (pomegranate) is the source of this 1358-nucleotide messenger RNA. The record is from RefSeq and is a predicted model, not a curated record. Lineage: Eukaryota; Viridiplantae; Streptophyta; Magnoliopsida; Myrtales; Lythraceae.
CCCAUGGAAAUUGGAAAAUACGCAACCCGGGUCCACCACAACCCAUUCAUGCACCCGGUUCACGCAGUUGCGGUUUUCCUCCUCCUCGUUCAUGACGCGAUGGCCCGAUCAGCCAGAUCAUGCCACGUGGCGAAUCCGGAAGCCACCGCGCCACAUACCUCCGAUAUUACGCGAAGCAUCGAGACCUUUCCCCUCCCUUCGACCCAAAGGAAUAAACUUAGCGGAAUCAAAUCGAAAAUCCCUAAUCCGAUUGAAACGGCAACGUUCCCCUCUCAUUCUGAUCAUCCUCAAGGCCUUCCUUCUCCGAUCCCCAAACCCCGCGGUAUCGUCGGCCGGCCGACCGAUUCCUCUCCUCCGAUGUGGAACCAGCCUUUCGGGAAGAACGGCGAUGUCGAGUCGGGGGCGAGGCCCUUGUACCCGAUGAUGCUGGAGAGCCCGGAGCUCCGGUGGGGCUUCAUCCGCAAGGUAUACUCCAUCGUCGCCCUCCAGCUGCUCCUCACCAUCGCCGUUGCCGCCGUCGUCGUGACCGUGCGCCCCAUCGCCACCUUCUUCGUCACCACCACCGCUGGCUUGGCCCUCUACAUCGUCCUCAUCAUCAUCCCCUUCAUUAUAUUGUGCCCGUUGUAUUACUAUCACCAACGGCAUCCCGUUAAUUACCUUCUCCUGGGGAUUUUCACUGUUACUCUCGCUUUCGCCAUCGGAUUAACUUGUGCUUUUACAAGUGGAAAAGUUAUCCUGGAAGCAGUUAUCUUGACGGCCGCGGUAGUUGUUGGCCUCACUCUCUACACAUUCUGGGCUGCGAAAAGAGGACAGGACUUCAAUUUCCUUGGACCCUUCUUGUUCGGUGCUCUCAUUGUGCUCAUGGUGUUUGCAUUGAUCCAGAUCCUCUUCCCCCUAGGAAAGAUCUCCGUGAUGAUCUAUGGGUGCUUGGCAGCCAUCAUUUUCUGCGGAUACAUCGUAUAUGACACAGACAACCUCAUCAAGCGCUUCACAUACGACGAAUAUAUAUGGGCUGCUGUGUCAUUGUACCUCGAUAUUGUCAACCUGUUCCUAGCUUUGCUGACUGUCUUCAGGGCUGCUGAUAGCUAAGUGGAUCUUUCUUUUUCAUUUGCGUAAUUAGGAAGUGUCGUAUCUGUGAACUCCAAAGAUACUUGUGAUUGGUACAUACUACGUAGUGAGUCUCCACAAUUGGAUGCAUUUUGAUUGGAUAGAGGAGAGGGGUCAGAAGUUCUUUUGUAUAUUCCUCUAGUUUGGACUUCCAUAAGCAAUUGUACUAUCAUUUUGAUGGUAAUGAAUGGAUUUUGGGGGUCCAAAGCUUGAACUCUUAUUACAGUUUAUGAUUUAUAGUUGUUAAAUGA